Notothenia coriiceps (black rockcod) is the source of this 790-nucleotide messenger RNA. RefSeq names its product polyhomeotic-like protein 2. Lineage: Eukaryota; Metazoa; Chordata; Actinopteri; Perciformes; Nototheniidae. Gene Ontology annotation, cellular component: nucleus. The annotation marks the transcript as partial. Gene Ontology annotation, molecular function: zinc ion binding. The transcript has 5 exons. The record is from RefSeq and is a predicted model, not a curated record.
CUCCCGGGUUCCCGGUUGAAGCAUGUGUUGUUCAUGCAGCAGCCUUCUAGUGUUAGCCUCUAUGGGAGGAAACAGGGGGGCGGGCCUCUGUAAAGCUUCUCUUUAGCGGGUCUGAAGCAGCGGUGCAGCUCAAACACGGUCAGAAGCGGCAGCGCUGUGUGUAGGAUCAUUACAACUACAAACGAAACGCAAUGUUUUCUCUCUGAACACCUUGGAAGUUGCAGGCGGAGGCUCAACCAAGAGGCUGAGUGCUGCUCCACCUGGGACCCCACCUCCAGCCAUGACCUCAGGAAAUGAGAGCGAAGCACCCACCGUGACCGGCAGCACGCCGCAGAACGGAGAGAACAAACCGCCACAGGCCAUCGUCAAGCCACAGGUUCUCACACAUGUCAUCGAAGGCUUUGUCAUCCAGGAGGGGGCCGAGCCGUUCCCCGUGUGUGUGGAGCGUCUGCCCAUUCUCAUCGACAGCCCGAAGAAAAUGGAUCAUCAGCUCUCCUCGGACCCCGACAAGACCCCCGUCAGCAACACAGCAAACAGCGACUCAGAGACCGAGGACAUGAACACAUCAGAAAAAGAACAAGAACCCAAGUUGACAUGUGAAUACUGCGGCUGGGUCGACUUUGCCUACACAUUUAAAGGUUCUAAAAGAUUCUGCUCAGUGGUUUGUGCAAAGAGGUACAACGUGGGCUGCACGAAACGGAUAGGCCUUUUCCGUCCAGAGAGGAGUAAACCUACCAAUCGCUGGCGUAGAAGAUCUCAGGGCCGCAGCAGUAUAGAGGCGAAGAAGCAG